Messenger RNA from Diabrotica virgifera virgifera (western corn rootworm), 4174 nucleotides. Its product is annotated as serine/threonine-protein phosphatase 2A 65 kDa regulatory subunit A alpha isoform. Gene Ontology annotation, molecular function: protein phosphatase regulator activity. Lineage: Eukaryota; Metazoa; Arthropoda; Insecta; Coleoptera; Chrysomelidae. Gene Ontology annotation, biological process: protein dephosphorylation. The coding region runs from base 159 to 2768 and encodes 869 amino acids. Gene Ontology annotation, cellular component: protein phosphatase type 2A complex; cytoplasm. The transcript is spliced from 5 exons. The record is from RefSeq and is a predicted model, not a curated record.
GCAUUCCUAUCUAUAUAAAUUACAAACGAUAAAACGAUGAUAACUAUGAUGAAGAUAGAUAAGAAAGCACUUGAUGUGUGAUAAGACACGAUAUUUGUAUUUGGGUUAAAGGUGUUCUACCUAAGAUUUUCGCGUUGAAAAUCAAAAAGUUGUUCGAAAUGAGUGACGAAAGUGUCCUGAUGGAGGAUCUGAAGACCUUCAAGGAGAGUUUCAGCCAAGCCAUCAAAGAUGAAAAUAUUACGGAGCAAAUUGAUAUGACCAAAAGACUCGGUAUUCUUGCUGAACACUUGGGAGAAAACAUCACAAGACAAGAGCUACUACCAUUCCUAGAAGAAAACAUGAACUUUCACGAUGAAAUACUGUUAAAUCUACCGGAACAACUGAAAAAAUUAAUACCGUUGGUUGGGGGAUACGAAAACUCCCAACCUGUGUUGGAGCUUCUCAAGAAGAUCUGCAAUAUUGACGAAUUUUUAGUUAGAGAGAAAACUUUGGAGACUUUAAAAGGAAUAGCAGAAGAAUUGAGUAAUGAGCUUGUAGAAGAGUUGCUGGUUCCGAUUUUAGAAUCGUUGGCAAAUGAGCAGUGGUUUACGAGUAAAUGUUCUGCAGUGGCUCUUUUUUCAUCAAUAUAUCCAAAAGUACAAGAGGAAAGGAAGGCUGAAUUGAGGCAUAACUUCCGCUUACUAUCUCAAGACGAGUCGCCUAUUGUGAGAAAAGAAGCAGCGUUGGGUCUCAUUGAUUUCAUUGCCUUGUUGGACAAAGAAAGCAUUAAAAAUGAAUUCAUAUCUGUUUUCGAUAACAUAUCCAAUGAUAACAUGGAUUCCGUAAAAGCGACAACUGUAAAGGUAGCUUUAGCAAUUUGUAAAAUAUUGAGUGAGAAUGAAAUUGAAGAAUCGAUUUUUAAAACGCUCGAGAGUUUUGCCGAAAGUGAAUCUUGGAAAACUCGUCACGUUCUAGCAGUAGAUAUAGCAGAAAUACAGAAGGUGAUCUACUACCACAAACUACGUGGAAGAAUACUAGCAAUGUUCCAAAAACUGAUCAAAAAUGUCGAAGACGAAGUCAGGAUUGUCGCUGUUAGAAACCUAGUACCGUAUUGUCGCUGUCUAAAAGAGUCAUACGAGAGAACCGACCAAGUUGAAAACAAUUUUGAGUCAGUUUUUAUACAAAGCCUAGUACCUCAGAUAACAAUGCUAGUAGUCGAUACUUGUACUGAUGUUAAGCUAGAACUGGCUAAAAACAUUUUAAGUUUGAGCACACUUAUUAGUAAAGAAACGUUUGUGGAGCAUAUUAUGCCACUAGUGUUGGAUAUUUUAGAUCUAGAACAAUCAGUUUCAGUCAAGGCUAAUAUUUUAGAGAACCUAAAUGACCUUCCAGCAGAUGUAGACUUUGAUCAAUCUCUCCCUUCUAUCAAGAGGGUUAUAAGAACAUUAAUCGUUUACUCUCAAUCACAUUGGAGAACAAGAAAGGGCCUGUUGGUGACAUUUAUGCAUAUAAUUAAGUUUGCUCCAAAAGAGUACUUCGCAGAAAACAUCAAACACUUCUAUGGAAGCCUUCUAGGAGAUCACGUCUUUGCUGUUAGAAGAACAGCUGCUAUAAUUCUACCUCUCAUAGUCAAACACUUUGGAAUGACAUGGACAUCAGCACAAAUAAUCCCCUACUUUAAGAUGUUUCAACGAGACACCAGAUAUUUGUAUCGGUACGUACCGAUUUUUGGCAUAAACGAGUUGAUUGAACCUUCAGUGCUUCCUGGAGAAGAAAAAGAGUAUCUCGCAAGUCUAAAGAAAGUUGAAGAUAAGAAUAAAGCAGCUAACAUGUUGUGGAUGUUAAAGUGUAUACUGAAGAAGCUUGAAAGUCUCUUGGAGGAAAAGACUUUCCAAGAUAUCUUGUCAUUGAAUAAAAGCAUAGAUGAUUUUAAGACAGAUAAUAUUUCUUUGUAUGCAGGGGAAACCUUAAAUUCUUUAAGAUCGCACUACAGCGAAAACAUAUUUAGUUAUGACGGAACCAAAGCUGAAAACUCUAACGAUUGGUACCUCACAGGAGUCCUUUUUUUCAUAUACAGAGAAUGUUUAGGAUUACUAUUGACUCUUUUCGACGAUAGAAUAGUAAACGUACAAAUCAGAUCAAUCUUUACUAUAAACAAAAUUAAAGUGUUUGUGGAUAAGCUUCUCGCAGAAAUAAAAGAGCCUUGGGUAGAAGAAACAUUGCAGGUUUUGAAGCAAGAGGAGCUGGAUCGAAUUGAAGAAGAACUUAAUGCUGAACUAGUCGAAAAAUCAGAGGAAUUAGAUGAAGAGAACAUUAAUACGGAAUUGAUAGAUAGCAUCAUCACAACUAGCCGAACUUCUUUACAAAUGGGAGAAAAUAAUUUAGAUGAAUAUAAUAAAGAUGGUAUCAGGGAAAUGGCAAUAGACGUAGUGGAGAAGUGGCCUGAAAAUGUUGAUAAUGUACAAACAGAAAAAUUCGAAACUGUUAUAAGUGCAGAUAGUGUGAUUGAAACUAAAGAGACAGAAAAUACUUCUAGUGAAAAACCUGAACCUAUGGUAGUUGAUGUUGUGGCACCUGACGUUGAAAUAACAGAGGUUGUAGCAGCUAAUGAUACAGCAACUGAUGUGGCAGUGUCGGAUGUUGCAGCAACUGAUAUAACACCGGAGGUGGUCGAAGUUGUCGAAGAAAAAGAAACGUUAGAUACAACUGUAGCACCUGCAGAAGAUAGUCAAGUCCCAGAUGAAGCUGUUGUGAAAAGUGAUGCAGUUGUUAAAGUUGAGGAAAAAUAAUUAUUUUGUAUCUCUAGAUUGAAAAUGACGGACGAUUAUAUAAAAAGGUGUAGAAAUAAUCUCGAAAAUUAUAGACCUACGGAAAUACAGAACAUUUUGAAAGUAUUUGGUCUACUGUUAUUUGCUAUAUCAUUAUAAAUACUUAUGGUAGGGAGCCCAAGCGGGGAUUUUUGCAGUUAUUCGAGCGCGUCAAAAAAUCACAUGGGGAGAAAUCUUGUAUCCUGCAAAUGUACCCCUACCAUAUAGUGGCUCCUAACACAGAGGAGUUCGUUAAGGGGGGUCCGAGAAAAAAAUAUAUCCUUAGAAAAAUUCGAAAUCGUCAGGAUAAGGUAAGUUAGGUACAUGCGGAACAGUGUAUAUUUAAAAAAUCUGACGAUUUGAGAGUGGCAUAAGGAGAUGGGCGAGUCACAAAGUUUCACAAAAAAAGCAAAUAUUUUGCGAAAUUAACGUCAGAGCGAAGAACUGAAAAAUACGUGUUUAAUAUUUUUUAAAAAUCUAUCGAAUGGCACCAAACGCGACCCCCACGGAGGUGGGGUGGGGGUUACUUUAAAAUCUUAAAUAGGAGCCCCCAUUUUUUAUUGCAGAUUUGGAUUUCUUACGUAAAAAUAAGUAACUUUAAUUUGAGACAGUUUUUCGAAUUAUGGAUAGAUGGCGCUAUAAUCGGAAAAAACGAUUGGAAAUGGAAAUUAAAUUAAAAAACUGGAAGUCCUCACUAAAAUAAAAAACUUAACUCAACUUUUUUUUUUCUAAUCUUCAUCACCCAAUAGGUCCCCAUAGCGCUCGAGUAACUGCAAAUUUAGCACAUUUGUCUCCCCUGCUAUUAGUUUUUAUAAGUUCUUUAGUUUUCAACGGCGUAACUAGGAUGAUCCUAAGCAGGGGCGUUACACUAAUGGAGUCUCUGGGGGGUAUGGUGUUAAGCGUGUAGAGCUCAAAGUACAUCCCAAUGGGGGGGUUAUAAUCGCCAAAACCCCCUUGGUUACGCCACUGUUAGGUUUUCUAAGGGUAUAUUUAGCUAAAAUAUAUUUAACUUAGCGUUGUCUCUUUCAGUAAUAUGCUAUAUAUUUAUUAUUCAUUCAUUAUAUUAAAUAUGAUAUUUAAUAGGACUCGUAUGGCGUGGAUACGGUAUUUGUUAAUUAUAAUCAAAGGCGUUCGUCUUAAUGGGAUACGGGAUAUUAUUAUUCAGAUUUUUUUGUAUUUAUUUUAAUUCCGCCAUUUUUGCAAACAUUAACAAACAAAUGACAGCUUUUAUGAAAAUUGAAUGAUAUAUUAAACUAACAUCACCAAAUACAAAGUUAAUUUAUAUUCCCCCUUUUAUUUUAAAAUAGUUUUAGCGAUGGACUGAUUAAAAUGACAUUUUAUGCCUCUUGUAUUAUAUUUAUAUGUAAAAUAAAGAAUUAUGUUACUAA